CACCUAAUGCUAACCUUUGUGCUUCUCCUCAGCGGUGGCUGCCAUCGCUGCUAUCUCACCUCGGGCAUUAUGGGAGUUCCGCAGCAUGAUCAAAUGCACCAUCCCAGACAGCCAACCUCUCCUUGAGUUUAACGACUACGGCUGCUUCUGUGGCUUGGGAGGCAGUGGGACACCCGUGGAUGAACUGGACAGGUGCUGUCAAGCACACGACCAGUGCUACAGCAAGGCAAAGUUGGUUUGUGCUGCCUCCAAUGACACCCCCUACACGAAGACAUACAAGUACUCCUGCGAGAACAAGGCCAUCACGUGUAGCAGUUCCAACAACGAGUGCGAGAUGCUCGUCUGUAACUGCGACCGCACAGCCGCCAUGUGCUUCUCCAAGGCACCCUACGACCCCGCUCACCUCCACCUGGACAAGAAGAAAUACUGCAGCAGUUAAACUGCA
Gallus gallus (chicken) is the source of this 445-nucleotide messenger RNA. RefSeq names its product phospholipase A2, major isoenzyme-like (gene PLA2G1BL). Lineage: Eukaryota; Metazoa; Chordata; Aves; Galliformes; Phasianidae. Gene Ontology annotation, biological process: lipid catabolic process; phospholipid metabolic process; fatty acid biosynthetic process. The record is from RefSeq and is a predicted model, not a curated record. Gene Ontology annotation, molecular function: phospholipid binding; signaling receptor binding; calcium ion binding. The transcript has 3 exons. The coding region runs from base 86 to 439 and encodes 117 amino acids.